UGGAUCGAACACGUCCAAUCGCAGUCGCCCAAACCGACCGUGGACCAGCCCCCUCGCCCUGGGAUUGCAGACGGGAGGCAGGCUGGAGCCACAUCCACACAGCAGCCCGCGGCGUGAUAAGGACGGACCCCAAUCAAGUCAGGACUGCUAGGAACCGAACAAAAGCUUGCUUGACAAAGCUCCGAGGAGAAGAAGACGGCGCCGCGUCACGUUAGUUGCGGCCAAUUCCCAACAUUUCCCCCCCCCGCCCCCGACGCUGGUGGCGAAAGCGCGCGCUCCUCGAGCACAUUUAUACGGGAGAGCUAGCGGAAUGUCAGCUAGCUAAGCUAAUUAGCUUUACCUCUGCUAGCUAAUUAGCUCGUCUCACUAAAGUCGCUCCUCGGACUGGAUGGGAAAAGCCGUGCCUCAAGUGCGUUAUCCAUUGCCCUGACUCGGCCAUUAUGUCCCGCCUUCAACGCCACAUCAUUGCCUGAUUUCAUGCCUUUCUAGAGCCAGUCUUCAUCCUGCGUCCUUUUCCGAGGGGAGAACAAACCCAGCGACUCUAUUUGAUCUGCCGCCUAUCUCAUGUUAAUGUCGACCGACGUUGCUUCUAUAAUGCUGCCCGUCAGUCGGGGGAUGAUGGACCGGGAUCGGGACAUAGACGCCGCGGCGGCGGUCCGGGGGGUGAAGCGAGGCGACCCGGAACCCGACGCUCACGCAGCGGCUGUCCUGACCGGGGCGGAGUGCAAGAGACCGAGGAUAGACGGCACCGGCGACAUUGGCCAGAACAAUGAGCCUUUAAAUCCCGGUUUCCAUGGAUACCCACCUCACAGUCAGGGGUCUCAGGACUCAACAGGAGCACAGGAUUUCGCAGCGUUCCCUCCUCCACCGCCUCCCCAGAACGGGAUAGCGGGGACAGACUUCGUCCCUGGGGCCAUGUUUGGUGCCGGGGGUCAAGGCACAGCCGAGGCCAAGCCUGAGGAGACGUCCCAGGGAGAGGUGGCCUUGCAGUGCGUGACCGGGGGAACCUCGGCCGCUUCUGGAGCCGACUCACCAGAGGCCAAGGGGGCCCCCAAACGCCUCCACGUUUCAAACAUCCCCUUCCGCUUCCGUGACCCUGAUCUAAGGCAGAUGUUUGGGCAAUAUGGCAAGAUUCUGGAUGUAGAAAUUAUUUUCAAUGAGAGGGGAUCAAAGGGUUUUGGCUUUGUGACGUUUGAGACCAGCGCGGAGGCAGAGAGAGCCAGGGAAAAGCUCCACGGCACUCUGGUGGAAGGUCGUAAGAUUGAGGUGAAUAACGCCACCGCCAGGGUGAUGACUAACAAGAAAAUGGUCAGUCCCUACCCUAACGGAGAGGCUCUGAGCACGCUGCCCUACGCAGGGUGGAAACUGAGCCCUAUGGUCGGGGCUGUGUACGGACCUGAGCUCUAUGCAGUCCCAGGGUUCCCCUACCCUUCAGCGGCAGCAGCGGCCACCACGGCGGCUGCCGCGGCGGCCUUCCGUGGUGCUCACCUGCGGGGGCGCGGGCGGCCCGUCUACAGCGCCGUGCGGGCGGCCGUUCCUCAGCCCGCCAUCCCCGCCUACCCCGGUGUGGUGUAUCAGGAUGGGUUUUACGGCGCUGCAGACUUGUAUGGGGGCUAUCCUGCUGCUGCCGCCGCCGCCGCCGCUGCUGCAUAUCGCUAUGCUCAACCGGCGGCCGUAACCGGAGCCACCGCCGCAGCUGCCGCAUACAGUGACAGUUACGGACGGGUCUACACGGCGGAUCCGUACCACGCUCUAACCCCCGCUGCUGCUGCCGCCUACAAUGUGGGAGCCAUGGCCAGUCUAUACCGAGCGGGCUACAGCCGGUUCGCUCCGUACUAACGCCACAGAUGACAUCCAGGAAGUUCACAUCUCCCCACAGGCCUUUUUUAAAGCUCUUUGUUUGGCAGACACACCCUGCUUUCUUUUCUGAUAUUGGACUCCCCCUCCUUUUUGUCCUGGUCUCAUUAGCACCCCCCCCCCCCCUCUGACCAGGACCCCGGGUGCGACCCGCACAAACUUCACCAACUUCUCCCAAACACUAGAAGGUCUGCCAGGAGAGAGACUGUUCCCGCGGGAUCUUCCUACACUACAAAGUCCACAUCCUCGCCAGAUCCGCCCUCGAGCCACUGGAAGACGCUGCUUACGGCGCAGUGGUGCGUUCAGGAACCUAAACUGUCUUUUAAAAAAAAAAAAAAAAAAAAAGUUGUAGGAAUUGUUCUUUUUUUUGGACGAGAGUCUCAGCCUGACAGGAACCACUAUUGUCUCAGUCGCUACCAAAAACAAGGGAAAAAAGUCACCCAUGUUGUUCCCCCUACUUUACCUCAGUUUUAUGUUUGCUUUCUGCUCCACUUAGCCACCAGACUUCUUUUCAUCCAUCUCCAGCAGCACAGCGCCACCUUGUGAGGCCUGACGGACACAACAUCCGGGUAGUGCACUCACACACAUGCAGGUAGUGCACUCACACACAUGCGGGUAGUGCACUCACACACAUGCAGGUAGUGCACUCACACACUGCUGACAUGCAGGUAGUGCACUCACACACAUGCAGGUAGUGCACUCCCACACAUGCGGGUAGUGCACUCACACACAUGCAGGUAGUGCACUCCCACACAUGUAGGUAGUGCACUCACACACAUGCGGGUAGUGCACUCACACACAUGCGGGUAGUGCACUCACACACAUGCAGGUAGUGCACUCACACACAUGCGGGUAGUGCACUCACACACAUGCAGGUAGUGCACUCACACACUGCUGACAUGCAGGUAGUGCACUCACACACAUGCAGGUAGUGCACUCCCACACAUGUAGGUAGUGCACUCACACACAUGUAGGUAGUGCACUCACUCACACAUUGCUGACUUCCGUGUAGUGCACUCACACACAUCUAGGUAGUGCACUCACACAUUGCUGAAUUCCAUGUAGUGCACUCACACAUUGCUGACAUGCAGGCAGUGCACUCACACACAUGUAGGUAGUGCACUCACACAUUGCUGACAUGCGGGUAGUGCUCUCACACACAUGCAGGUAGUGCACUCACACACUGCUGACAUGCAGGUAGUGCACUCAACACUGCUCACAUGCAGGUAGUGCACUCACACACAUGCAGGUAGUGCACUCACACACAUGUAGGUAGUGCACUCACACACUGCUCACAUGCAGGUAGUGCACUCACACACAUGCAGGUAGUGCACUCACACACAUGUAGGUAGUGCACUCACACACUGCUGACAUGCAGGUAGUGUACUCACACACUGCUGACAUGCAGGUAGUGCACUCACUCACUGCUGAAAUGCAGGUAGUGCACUCACACACUGCUGACAUGCAGGUAGUGCACUCACACACUGCUGACAUCUGGGUAGUGCACUCACACACUGCUGACAUCUGGGUAGUGCACUCACUCACUGCUGACAUGCAGGUAGUGCACUCAUACACAUCCAGGUAGUGCACUCACACACAUGCGGGUAGUGCACUCACACACAUGCGGGUAGUGCACUCACACACAUGCAGGUAGUGCACUCACACACUGCUGACAUGCAGGUAGUGCACUCACACACAUGCAGGUAGUGCACUCCCACACAUGUAGGUAGUGCACUCACACACAUGUAGGUAGUGCACUCACUCACACAUUGCUGAAUUCCGUGUAGUGCACUCACACACAUCUAGGUAGUGCACUCACACAUUGCUGAAUUCCAUGUAGUGCACUCACACAUUGCUGACAUGCAGGCAGUGCACUCACACACAUGUAGGUAGUGCACUCACACAUUGCUGACAUGCGGGUAGUGCUCUCACACACAUGCAGGUAGUGCACUCACACACUGCUGACAUGCAGGUAGUGCACUCAACACUGCUCACAUGCAGGUAGUGCACUCACACACAUGCAGGUAGUGCACUCACACACUGCUGACAUGCAGGUAGUGCACUCAACACUGCUCACAUGCAGGUAGUGCACUCACACACAUGCAGGUAGUGCACUCACACACAUGUAGGUAGUGCACUCACACAUUGCUGAAUUCCGUGUAGUGCACUCACACACAUGUAGGUAGUGCACUCACACAUUGCUGACAUGCAGGCAGUGCACUCACACACAUGUAGGUAGUGCACUCACACAUUGCUGACAUGCGGGUAGUGCACUCACACACAUGCAGGUAGUGCACUCACACAUUGCUGACAUCCGGGUAGUGCACUCACACACAUGUAGGUAGUGUACUCACACACUGCUGACAUGCAGGUAGUGCACUCACUCACUGCUGAAAUGCAGGUAGUGCACUCACACACUGCUGAUAUGCAGGUAGUGCACUCACUCACUGCUGAAAUGCAGGUAGUGCACUCACACACUGCUGACAUGCAGGUAGUGCACUCACACACUGCUGACACUGGGUAGUGCACUCACACACUGCUGACAUCUGGGUAGUGCACUCACUCACUGCUGACAUGCAGGUAGUGCACUCAUACACAUCCAGGUAGUGCACUCACACACUGCUGACAUGCAGGUAAUGCACUUACACACAUGCAGGUAGUGCCCUCAACCACUGCUGACAUGCAGCUAGUGCCCUCAGCCCCUGCUGACAUGCAGCUAGUGCACUCAGCCCCUGCUGACAUGCAGCUAGUGCCCUCAGCCCCUGCUGACAUGCAGCUAGUGCACUCAGCCCCUGCUGCUCAUCUCCACAGUAGUUAUAGUUGUCUUCACACCUUCGUAUAAUCUUUGUUCUUGCUGUUUGGUUCCAAAGAUUUUUUUGUUGUUGUUUUUUUUUUAUUUUCUGAAAAAGCACAUUUUUUAGACUCGAUGUAUUUGUCUUUUUUGCGUUUGUUUUUUAAAAGUAUAUAUUGCGUGUGUUUGAGUCAUUUCAAAAGGAAACCUGCCAACCAAGAAGUCACCUGACUUUGGUCCAUAUUUUUGUUGAGAAGCGGGGGAAUGGCGACAGGUGCAUUGUGGGAAUCUUGUGGCGGGACCAGGGCGGUCUUGUACCAUGGCGUGCAGUAGCUCUUCUUCUUCUUCUUCUUCUUCUUCUUCUUACAAGUGUUAGCACAAGUGUUGCUAUGCAUGCUUUUCCUGAGCGGGCGGAUGUUGCAACUUUUUCCUUUUCCUGCAUGACUUCAAGUCCUUGUGCUGGAGGGCCACGCGGGGGCGGGGGGGGAGGGAGAAGUGACAUUUGAUGUGCCGCUGUGGUCGUCAUGGAGAUCAGAAGUGCCAUCAGACAGGUGGACAGUUGUUAUUUAAAGAAGGGAGGUGAAGUGCGACCCCCGCACCGCACCCGCGUCACGCUGAACUGGGACGAAGUAAAUUGCAUGUGGCCUCUUUUCUGUAUCACGCUGUUGAAGGUGGCCUUUAUUUUCACCAUGUACACGCUUUCUUUUGCCAUCCUUGUAUCUGUUUAUUGGCCAUUAUUAUUGAAUGUAUAUAAUAAACUCUUUGGUUUUUACACAA
Messenger RNA from Nerophis ophidion (straightnose pipefish), 5425 nucleotides. Its product is annotated as RNA binding protein fox-1 homolog 2-like. The record is from RefSeq and is a predicted model, not a curated record. Gene Ontology annotation, cellular component: cytoplasm; nucleus. The coding region runs from base 565 to 1839 and encodes 424 amino acids. Gene Ontology annotation, molecular function: mRNA binding. The transcript has 14 exons. Lineage: Eukaryota; Metazoa; Chordata; Actinopteri; Syngnathiformes; Syngnathidae. Gene Ontology annotation, biological process: regulation of alternative mRNA splicing, via spliceosome; nervous system development.